GAUCACGCUAGCAGUUGUUCGCACACAUCUGCAACCAGGCUACACUGGAGCUCAAAUCUUCUAACCGUGGAGAACAGUCAAAGGCAUGAUCUAAACUGACGAGAAGCAGUGACCAAUCCAUACAACGACAAGAAGGAACACGAUGGGGAAGAAGAAGUUCUCUGGCUUGGAGUGUUCCUUGAUAGUGUUGUUUGUGCUGGUGAGUGUGGUCGCUCUUGCCCUCAUCAUUCUACUGGCCACCGGUGAACCUGCGGUCAUUAAAGAUGAGGUCAUAGGGGGUGCUCCACAAUGUCCCAUCAUCCCGCUGGGUGAGAGGGUCGAUUGUUUCCCUGACGCUGGGGCCUCUAAGUUGAAAUGCCAAGAGAGAGGGUGCUGCUGGAGCCCACUGGACCAGACGAACGUUCCGUGGUGUUACUUCUCAACCAAUCAUGGAUACUCUGUUGUUGCUGAAGACACCCCUAACCCCUACAGACUGGAUGCCCGUCUGACCAGAAACCCUGCCCCCUCCCUGUUUGGUGCUGACAUCGAAGAGCUGUCCUUGCAUGCCGAAAUGCAGUCAAACAAGAGACUUCGAUUCAAGAUCACAGACUCUAAGAGGCAGAGGUUCGAGGUGCCCCAUGAGCAUGUCAACAUCCCCAACCAGCAGCCGUCUGAUGCCCUUAGCAACACCCUGGAGCUGGUGAGAAAGCCCUUUGGGCUGAAAGUACGCAGGAAGGAAACCAACAAGUUGGUGUUUGACACCACUAUGGGGCCGCUGGUGUUUGCUGAUCAGUACCUGCAGAUUUCUGCCAGGCUGCCAUCCCAUAAUAUCUAUGGGCUGGGGGAACACGUCCAUCAAAACUAUCGCCAUGACACCAACUGGAGAACGUGGCCCCUAUUUGCCAGAGACUCGUUUCCUAAUGGGGGAACACACAACCUCUACGGGCACUAUCCAUUCUUUCUCUGCCUGGAAGAUGAGACUGGAAAGUCUUUUGGUGUCUUUUUGAUGAACAGCAAUGCUAUGGAGGUGACCCUCCAGCCUGCACCAGCCGUGACAUACAGAACCAUUGGUGGAGUUCUGGACUUCUACAUCCUGUUUGGAGACACACCAGAAGAGGUCGUCCAGGAGUUUGUUCUGCUGGUGGGGCGGCCAGUGAUCCCUCCCUAUUGGUCCCUGGGGUUCCAACUGUCCCGGUGGGACUACGGCAGUCUGGACGAGGUCAAGAGAACAGUGGAGAGGAACCGCGCCAUAGGUAUCCCAUAUGACAUCCAGUACACUGAUAUAGAUUACAUGGAGGAUAAGAAGGACUUCACUUAUGAUCUGGUUAAUUUCAAAGAGCUUCCUCAGUUUGCUGAUUAUCUCCAUGAGAAAGGACAGAGAUACAUUCUCAUAUUGGACCCUGCAGUGGCCACCAGUAGAAGGAUCAACGGGCCUUAUGAGUCAUAUGACAGAGGAACCCAGAAGAAAGCUUGGGUCACUGAAGAUGAUGGGACCACACCUUUAGUGGGAGAGGUUUGGCCGGGGGAGACGGUGUUCCCUGACUACACCAACCCUGGCUGCAUCGAGUGGUGGGAGGACGAGUACGAGAGGUUCUACAGGGAGGUCAAGCACGACGCCCUCUGGAUCGAUAUGAACGAGGUGGCAAACUUCAAGCAGGGCUCGAACAAAGGCUGUGCUGACAACAACCUCAACUACCCUCCUUACACCCCCAGGAUUCUGGAUGACCUGAUGUACAGCAAAACUCUGUGCAUGGACGCCAAACAGACUUGGGGCAACCACUACGAUGUCCACAGUCUCUAUGGCUACUCCAUGGUGCUGGCUUCAGAGAAGGCUCUGAAGAGGGUGUUUGGGGGGAACCGGACCCUCAUGUUGACCCGUUCCUCCUUCCCAGGAGUGGGUAAAUACGCGGGCCACUGGCUGGGCGACAACGCCGCCAACUGGAACGACAUCAAAUGGGCCAUCCCUGGCAUGCUGGAGUUCAGCCUGUUUGGCGUUCCCUACAUCGGGGCAGACAUCUGCGGUUUCUUUGAUGAACCAUCGGAGGAGUUGUGUCGCAGGUGGAUGCAGGUGGGGGCUUUCUACCCCUUCAGCAGGAACCACAACGCCCAAGGUUACAAGCCCCAAGACCCUGCAAUAUAUGGUGCCAAUUCCAGACUGGUGGAAUCAUCCAGGCGCUACCUAAACAUCCGUUACACCCUGCUCCCUUACCUCUACACCUUGUUCUACAAGGCCCACACCACAGGAGAAACUGUCGUCAGGCCGGUGAUGAAUGAGUUCUACUCAGACAGUAACACCUGGACUGUGGAUCGCCAGUUUCUCUGGGGGAAACAUCUGCUCAUCACUCCUGUACUAGACCCGGGGGUGGAACAUGUCAGAGCCUACAUUCCAGACUCUGUGUGGUACGACUACGAGACGAUGGAGAAGGUGACAGCACGCAGGCAGCAUGUUGAUAUGUACCUGCCCGCGGACAAGCUUGGUUUAAACAUCAGAGGUGGAGCAAUUCUUCCUACUCAGAAACCUGAUGUCACCACCACAUACAGCCGGCGAAACCCCAUGGGUUUGAUCGUGGCUCUCGAUGACAAUAAUCAAGCAGCAGGAGAGCUAUUCUGGGAUGAUGGAGACUCUCGAGAAACUGUUGAAUCGGGCAAUCACAUCCACUACCAGUUCUCCGUGGUUUAUGGCAUACUGACCAUGCAAGUGAUGCAUUCUGGGUACAAGGACCCCAACAACCUGGUGUUUGAGAACAUCACUGUUCUGGGUGUAUCAGCCCCACCCCUUUCUGUUUCUGUAGUCCACAACAACAACACCACCCAACUGCCUGCUGCAAACUUCCAGUACGACACAGCCAAGAAGGUGCUGUCCCUGCGGGGCCUGGCUCUGCAGCUGGGUGAGACGUAUAAAGUCAACUGGGACCAGGUCCAGGCUGACCACCAGCGCUUCGACUGUUACCCCGAGGAGGGCAGCGACGAGGCCAAGUGUCGGUCCAGGGGAUGCAUCUGGAGGCCUUCCCACAUAGACCGUGUUCCAUGGUGUUACUACCCGGAAGACUACGGCUACACCACCUCCACGGUCACCAGAACGAGGAUGGGACUGACCCUUGACCUCACCCGCAACCCCAUGUAUCGUAGCAGCGGCCGGCCAGACUCCCCCGACAUCGACAAGCUCCGCGUGGAGAUACGUUAUCUCAGUUCCUACCUGCUCAAGUUCAAGAUCUACGACCCUGCUAACAAACGGUUUGAGGUUCCUGUGCUCUCCGUGCCCCCAAAUCCGGAAACGGACGAGGCCAACAGACUCUACAAGGUGGAGCUCAACGCUAACCCCUUUGGCAUACGGGUCUACAGGAAGAGCACAGGCACCAAAAUUUGGGACUCGGCAGUGCCAGGCUUCACCUUCUCGGAUAUGUUUAUCCAGAUCUCCACCCGCCUGCCGUCUGAGUACGUCUACGGCUUUGGGGAGACGGAGCACAACACCUACAGGCACAACCUUAACUACAACACCUGGGGAAUGUUCGCCAAGGAUCAGCCCCCUGGGUAUAAGAUGAACUGUUAUGGGGUCCAUCCAUUCUACAUGGGACUGGAGCCCUCUGCCCACGCACACGGAGUUCUGCUUCUCAACAGCAACGCCAUGGACGUGACAUUCCAGCCCACCCCAGCACUCACCUACCGGACAAUUGGGGGCAUCUUGGACUUCUACAUGGUCCUGGGACCCACCCCAGAACUCGUGGUCCAGGAGUACACUGCGCUCAUUGGCCGUCCCGUGCUCCCUGCCUAUUGGUCCCUAGGGUUCCAGCUCUGUCGCUAUGGAUACGCCAAUGACACAGAGAUAGCAGACCUCUACAGAGACAUGGUUGCAGCAGGCAUUCCCUAUGAUGUGCAGUAUGCAGACAUCGACUACAUGGAGCGGCAGCUAGACUUUGUCCUGGACAGCCAGUUCUUGGGUCUGCCAGCCCUGGUGGACCGCAUGAGGGCAGAGGGCAUGAGGUUCAUCUUCAUACUGGACCCCGCCAUCUCAGGAAACGAGACCAUCUACCCCGCCUUUGAGCGUGGCAUCACCGACAACGUCUUCAUCCGAUGGCCCAUGGAACUUGGCAAUGAAAUCGUCUGGGGAAAGGUGUGGCCUGAUUUCCCUAAUGUCACUGUCAACGAGUCUCUCGACUGGGAAACCCAAGUUCAGAAGUACAGGUCCUUCGCAGCCUUCCCUGACUUCUUCCGGAUCCAGACUGAAGUGUGGUGGCAGCGGGAGAUUGAAGAGUUCUACAACAACACCAUGAAGUUUGACGGGAUCUGGAUUGACAUGAAUGAGCCUGCUAGUUUUGUCCAUGGAACAGCGGGAGAGGUCUGUAAGGGAAACCAACUCUUGGAACGGCCUCCCUAUAUGCCACCUCUGGAGUCAAAGGAAAGGGGUCUGAACCACAAGACUCUGUGUAUGAACAGUGAACAGUUCCUGAGGGAUGGCACUCCAGUCAAACACUUUGAUGUCCACAACCUCUAUGGAUGGUCCCACACCAAACCCACCUAUGAUGCCCUCCUGAAGGUGACAGGGAAGAGGGGCAUUGUGGUGACCCGGUCAACGUAUCCAUCCUCAGGAAAAUGGUCGGGUCAUUGGCUAGGAGACAACAAUGCCAGCUGGGAUCAGCUCUUCAAAUCCAUUAUAGGCAUGAUGGAGUUCAGUUUGUUUGGCAUUCCUUAUACUGGAGCAGACAUUUGUGGCUUCUUCAACCAUGCUGAUUAUGAGAUGUGUCUUCGCUGGAUGCAGCUCGGAGCUUUCUACCCAUACUCCCGCAACCACAACGGCAAGGGCAACCCUAGACAAGACCCGGUUGCCUGGGAUGAUGCAUUUUCUGAGGCUUCUCGUGACGUGUUAAACAUCCGCUACACACUCCUUCCCUACCUCUACACACUCAUGUUUGAAGCUCACACACAAGGAAGCACUGUGGUUCGACCACUGCUGCAUGAGUUUGUGAAUGACAGACAGACCUGGGACAUCCAUAAGCAGUUCCUCUGGGGUCCAGCUCUACUUAUUACCCCUGCUCUGGAUCUGGGGGUCAGGGAGGUGAAGGGAUACGUCCCCGAUGCUCGUUGGUAUGACUUCCACACGGCAACAGAUGUGAAGAUAAGGGGCCAGAUGGUAACCAUGCCAACCCCUCUUAACCACAUCAACCUUCAUGUGAGGGGAGGCUGUAUCCUCCCCUGGCAGAAACCAGAGAACAACACAUUCUACAGUCGGAGGAAUCCUUUAGGGCUAAUCGUUGCCCUGAGCGACAGUGGGACAGCUCAAGGUUCACUGUUCUGGGAUGAUGGUGAGGGGAUUGACACCUAUGAGAAGGGUCAGUACCUGCUCACCUCUUUCACAGCCUCCUCGAACACCCUCUCCAGUCGGGUGGUCCACCAGGGCUUGUCCCCGGCUGACCGGCUGGUCCUGGGCCAGGUCAAGGUGUGGGGGUCUGGGGCUGUGCCCAUCACGGAGGUCAUACUGCAGGACGAGACGGGCAUUGCACAAAAUCUGACCCACAAGCACAACACCACCACGCAGGAGCUGAUCGCAGAUGCCAGCACCAAACCUGUCUUCGUUGACCAGGUGUUUACCAUCACCUGGAAGACCAGCGUCAGACAGCGGACGCCUCAGUAGAAUGCUGUCGACCAAUCAGCCUGGGAGUGGGAGUGGCCUUCAAACACGCCACCGUGUCACUGAGAAUGUGCUGGAAUGGUAUAAGUCUGUAAUCAAGAGGCUGUUUUUAUGAGCUCCAUUUUCGACGCUGUCGCUGGGCAAGCUGCUGUGCUGGCUUUGGGGACAUGCUCGUCCAGCUUUGUUGAAGAGCGUUUCUGUUUCUCACUGUGGAUCGUGUGAUGUAAAUAAA
Messenger RNA from Osmerus eperlanus (European smelt), 5837 nucleotides. RefSeq names its product sucrase-isomaltase (gene si). Gene Ontology annotation, molecular function: alpha-1,4-glucosidase activity; carbohydrate binding. Gene Ontology annotation, biological process: carbohydrate metabolic process. The record is from RefSeq and is a predicted model, not a curated record. Lineage: Eukaryota; Metazoa; Chordata; Actinopteri; Osmeriformes; Osmeridae.